Messenger RNA from Dimorphilus gyrociliatus, 550 nucleotides. NCBI's taxonomy places the organism in Eukaryota, Metazoa, Annelida, Polychaeta, Dinophilidae. The record is from the annotation of a GenBank genome assembly.
GAUGGUUGAGGUUGGAGCUGUUGUUGCUGGGGUUGCAUUGGCUGAGGCUGGAGCUGUUGCUGCUGGGGUUGCGAUGGCUGGGGCUGAAGUUGUUGCUGAUGGGGCUGCGUUGGCCGGGGCUGGAGAUGUUGUUGCUGGGGUUGCGUUGGCUGGGGCUGAAGUUGUUGCUGAUGGGGCUGCGUUGGCUGGGGCUGAAGUUGUUGCUGAUGGGGCUGCGUUGGCCGGGGCUGGAGAUGUUGUUGCUGGGGUUGCGUUGGCUCGGGCUGAAGCUGUUGCUGAUGGGGCUGCGUUGGCCUGGGCUGAAGCUGUUGCUGAUGGGGUUGCAUUGGCUGGGGAUGAAGCUGCUGCUGAUGGGGUUGCGUUGGUUGAGGUUGGAAUUGUUGUGGCUGGGGCUGCGUUGGCUGAUGUUGUUGCUGGGAUGGAAAUGAAGAAAUGGUACUUUGUGAAAGUUGCGGACUAUUUGAAAUCGGUGGUUGAUAUUCCUUUGGAAGGGAAGAAUGUGAGGUAUUUUGCUGAUUCGGGAAUGAAUUUUGAAGAUUUGAGGCCAUAG